UUAAAUACUGUUUCUAAACAUGUUAAACAUGUUAGGAGUUAUACGGCAAGCUGCUCGUGUAAGGCCUACAAAUUUGUUUUUUUCGUAUAUUAUGAGACAACAAUUCUCACAAACAAGAAAGAGAAUUUUCAGUACCGAAGCAACUUCGAAGGCAACUACAGACACUUCCAAAAAUGUUACUAAGGAAGCUACUAUUGCCCCUACUGAAGCUAUUAGAAAAGAACUCGAAACUAGCAAAGUCGCUAAAGAAGAAUCUCCAAGGAAAAAAGGAUUUGGAUUCGUAAUUAUGAUGUUAAAGAUAAAGAUGAUCUUAUUAAACGGGCACAAGAAGAAUUAAAACAACUUGAAGUUCAUAUCGAUCUUCUUAAGAUUGAAAAUCAGGCAAAAAUUCAAUCUACUAUAGAUG
Rhizophagus irregularis DAOM 181602=DAOM 197198 is the source of this 406-nucleotide messenger RNA. The record is from RefSeq and is a predicted model, not a curated record. Lineage: Eukaryota; Fungi; Glomeromycota; Glomeromycetes; Glomerales; Glomeraceae.